Molecule: messenger RNA, 447 nt
Organism: Cryptomeria japonica (Japanese cedar)
Lineage: Eukaryota; Viridiplantae; Streptophyta; Pinopsida; Cupressales; Cupressaceae
Exons: 2
Coding region: 1-447 (148 amino acids)
Source: RefSeq, a predicted model, not a curated record
AUGACCGUGGAGGAGUUCUUUCAUUUUGCCGACCAGAUUUGGGAUUAUGUCCCUGAGAUAGUGGAUGUAGGGAUGACUGACAAGUUUGCAAGACUUUUUGCAGCGCGUGCAGUGGACAAGAUAUCGAAUCUAGUGAAGAUGAUUCCUGCUUUCGAUGAUGAUGAGGAUGAUCAGCCUGAGAGGCUAGGGAGACGGGGAGAGGCGGGUGAGGAUGUAGAUGAGGGAGGUGGUGAUGGAGGAGGAGACGAUGGUAGAGAUGGUGGAGGAGGAGGCCGAGGUCGGCGAGUGGAUAGGGGGAGAUUGGAUCGGGGGAGGAGAGGAGAUAGGGGUGGAGAUGGUGGCGAUAGAGGGAUACGAGCGGAGAGAGUAGUGCAACGGGUGGCAAUGGAUAGAGGGAGAGGAGAUUCAUGGUCACGCUCAUCUCUAAUGGUGAUGACGUUUACUUGA